AUGGACGCCGCCGCUGCCGCCGCCGACGACACGAUUGACACCCUGUUGGAGCGCUACCUCGGCCUGGUGGAUGAGUACACCCGGCUGCGCGCCGCGCUCGCCGACCUGCAGGCCGGCGUGUACCAGGACAUCGCCCGCGCCAACUUCGCCGCCGAGCGCGGCGUCAGGUACGGCCGGGAUUUCUACGACGGCCGCGCCCGCAGCCUGAGGACCCUCGUCAUCACCACCGCUGCCACCACCACCACCACCACCACCAGUACUACCAACCAAGACGACGCCAGCUCCGUCUGCCCCGCGGAUUCCUUCCCGAGGUUCGAAGUCGUCCCCGUCCCGGCUGCGGACGCGGACCAGGACCAGGACCAAGUAAAAGACCAGGAAAAGGACCAGGAUGACAGCCAAGCCGACGACCCCCCCUCACCCGCACCCACGCCCAAACCGACAGACCCCCUCCACUGGUUCGGCCUCCUAGCCGUUCCGGCGCCGCUGCGGCGGGCCCAGGCUCGGUCCGUCGAGGCCGUCGAGGCCGUCGUGCCCCGGCUCGCCUCGGUGGCCGCCGAGAUGGCGGCCGUCGAGAUCCAGGUGCGGCGCGCGAGGAAGCGGCGCGCCAGGGCCGCGGGUGGGGGCGGGAAGGCGAGGGAGAGGGAGGGGGGGGUGCGGGCUGAGGCGGUUGUUGUUGUUGUCUAA
Messenger RNA from Phialemonium atrogriseum, 684 nucleotides. RefSeq lists its product as uncharacterized. Bases 1 to 684 code for a protein of 227 amino acids. The record is from RefSeq and is a predicted model, not a curated record. Lineage: Eukaryota; Fungi; Ascomycota; Sordariomycetes; Cephalothecales; Cephalothecaceae. Gene Ontology annotation, biological process: vacuolar proton-transporting V-type ATPase complex assembly. Gene Ontology annotation, cellular component: Vma12-Vma22 assembly complex. The transcript has a single exon.